Messenger RNA from Botrytis sinoallii, 666 nucleotides. RefSeq lists its product as uncharacterized. The coding region runs from base 1 to 666 and encodes 221 amino acids. Gene Ontology annotation, cellular component: cytoplasm. The transcript has 2 exons. The record is from RefSeq and is a predicted model, not a curated record. Lineage: Eukaryota; Fungi; Ascomycota; Leotiomycetes; Helotiales; Sclerotiniaceae. Gene Ontology annotation, biological process: N-acetylglucosamine metabolic process.
AUGGGUAGCAUCACCCCCGCCCCCUGUCCCUCCUCCCUCCCCUACUGGCAAACCAACAUCCCCUCCACCGCACACACCGCGCACUGUCCGCCCUCCCUGCAAUCCCUCUCGCAAAAAGACAUCCACAUCCUGCUCACCCCCGACUCCGCCUCACCCACCCUCAGCUGGCCCGCCGUGCGCAACAUCAUCCGCACCAACCGCCUCGAUCUCUUCCAGCGCCGCCCCUCCCAGCUCCGCAAAUAUCUCGAAUACUGCUACGCCAUCAAACAGUCCCACGGCUCCAUGAUGCGCUUUAUCCUCGAUGAGAAAUUGCACUGGCGAGAGUCCGAUUUGUGUGCACGCCAUCCGCCCUUUAGUGAUGCGGGGGAAUAUAAAAUUUUAUUGAAUGAUUGGCCCUAUGGCAUUGAUGAGAAAAUUGUACAUUUGGUCGUGUGGACGAAAUUCGCGCUGGAAGAUGAUCUCGAGACGGGGGAUACGAGGGAGGAUGCGAAGAGGGAUAUUCAGACGUGGGUGGAUCGCGUGUUUGGGGAAAAGUGUGGGGGUGAGAAUGUCAUCUGGUUUAGAAAUUGGAGAAGCUUGAAAUCGAUACAUUCGGUAGAACAUUUCCACGUCAUGCUGUAUGAUCCGGCUCCUGAAUUUGUGAGGAAAGUGACGGGAAGUAUGUGA